AUGGCCGCUAUAAAUGUCGCCCUGGAGGACACUGCGGAAGAUGGAGACCCUCGAGACCAGCUGACACGAAGUCCAAAUGACGCGUCUGAUGUCGCUGCUCUCGCGACGUGUCUCCACGAUGUGCUGGACGGGGACGAUGAACGGGUGGAUGCUGUGCGUCGUCAAUUCGAAGAAGAUCUCGGCGUCUACUCCGUUGGUGAAGCAUGGGAACUGUUCCGAGGGAAUGUACCGGGCCUUACCGUCUCGGACGCGAAAUCCCUCUUGUUCAAGAUCAAAACGGCAUCGGAGGGGGCCGUGGAGGAUCAGGGACACAGGGACGCGGAGACUGGCACCGUCGAGGACGCGGCGGAACUGUGGUCCCGAUGA
This is a messenger RNA of Volvox carteri f. nagariensis, 366 nucleotides long. RefSeq lists its product as uncharacterized. The transcript has 3 exons. The record is from RefSeq and is a predicted model, not a curated record. The coding region runs from base 1 to 366 and encodes 121 amino acids. NCBI's taxonomy places the organism in Eukaryota, Viridiplantae, Chlorophyta, Chlorophyceae, Chlamydomonadales, Volvocaceae.